Paraglomus brasilianum is the source of this 711-nucleotide messenger RNA. Lineage: Eukaryota; Fungi; Glomeromycota; Glomeromycetes; Paraglomerales; Paraglomeraceae. The record is from the annotation of a GenBank genome assembly.
AUGGCUCGGAUUCGGUACAGAUUCACUGAGGAAAAAAAACGUUGCUAUUUCAAGUGUUAUUGUUUUAGUUGCUUGUUUAUAAUUGUGGCUGCUAUUAUAAUACCUAUUACAAUAGCGCUUCUCAAAAAAGAUCUUCAAAUUACGUUCGUGGGGGUGAUACCAUCACCUGACGAAACAAUCUCGUAUGCAGAUAACAAUACUGCAUUCACUGCUAACGCGGGAUUUCUUCGGUUUAAUGUCUUCAAUUCUCUCAGCGUUAAAACAACUGCUAGGAUAAGCGCAAAGCUGUCUGUUGCUAAAUCGUAUAUUCUUUCCCUUACCCUUUAUUCCCGAAAGGCUUACUAUUCUUUUGGUUAUACGAACAAUUAUUUUUACAAAGACGAUUAUUUUGGAAUUGGCAGUCUAGACACACACCUGAAGGCUAAAUCCAAUACGACAAUAGAUGUGCCCUUCUCGAUCGACUAUAAUACAAAUAGAGAUUAUAAUCUGCCUAUCAUCAACGAUAUAAUCAACAAAUGUGGCUUCACUGGGAACAAGCCACUACCAUUGCAAAUCUAUUAUACGGUGAAAUUUACUCAGGAUAUAAUAGUAUUUAUAACACUCAGCGUGAAUGAUUGCAAUGGCUUCACAGACAUUGAUUGUCCAUUUAAGGAUGGAAAAGUGCCUCCAAUACCUGGUGUUUAUAUCGGUAAUUCAACAGCUAAAAAUUAA